CAGACCUUGGAAUCAUGGAAUGCUUGGCCAAGGGUCCGAUGGCAGGGCCACCUCCCCCUCCAGCAUCCCAGAACCAUCCCAGAACCGGCUGUUUUUCCCCACUGCAUCCCAACCAAUGUCCCUCUCUCCCAGUUGUCCUGCACGGGAACAACCUGCUGGUGUUCGGGGGCACCGGGAUCCCCUUCGGAGAGAGCAACGGCAACGACGUCCACGUCUGCAACGUCAAGUACAAGAGGUGGGCCCUGCUCAGCUGCAGGGGCAAGAAACCCAACAGGAUCUAUGGACAGGCCAUGGCCAUCAUCAACGGCUGCCUCUACGUCUUCGGCGGCACCACCGGCUACAUCUACAGCACCGACCUGCACCGGCUCGACCUCAACACCCGGGAGUGGGUCCAGCUGAAGCCCAACAACAUGUCCUGUGACAUGCCCGAGGAGAGGUACAGACACGAGAUCGCCCACGACGGGCAGAGGAUUUACAUCCUGGGAGGGGGAACCUCCUGGACGGCCUAUUCCUUGGACAAGGUGAGGCAAUUCCAGCAGGGAAUUCCCUUCCACUGCCAGAGAUCUGACUUUU
Corapipo altera (White-ruffed manakin) is the source of this 573-nucleotide messenger RNA. RefSeq names its product kelch domain-containing protein 10-like. The record is from RefSeq and is a predicted model, not a curated record. The annotation marks the transcript as partial. Gene Ontology annotation, biological process: positive regulation of stress-activated MAPK cascade. NCBI's taxonomy places the organism in Eukaryota, Metazoa, Chordata, Aves, Passeriformes, Pipridae. The transcript has 3 exons. Gene Ontology annotation, molecular function: protein binding.